Molecule: messenger RNA, 1380 nt
Organism: Tachysurus fulvidraco (yellow catfish)
Lineage: Eukaryota; Metazoa; Chordata; Actinopteri; Siluriformes; Bagridae
Exons: 2
Coding region: 83-367 (94 amino acids)
Source: RefSeq, a predicted model, not a curated record
ACCGUGAAUGUCCAACCCCGUGAUCCAAGGUUUAGUCAGUAUGUAGCAGGAAACUCCACAGGAGGAAAAGCUGCAAGACAGAAUGAAGCCUAAAUCUCUUCUGGAGACAUGGGAUGACGAUCAGAACGAGAACAGAUAUCACCGAUAUGUUUUAUCCAGGAAAUAUGAGACUUUAGAGGAGAUCGAAUGCCAGGAAAAAGCCAAGGAGGAGAAGAAAGCAAAAAAGAAAGCAAAGUACAAGAAAUAUAAAAAGAAUGUAAGGAAAGCUCUGCGCUACAGCUGGAAGUGUCUGUUGUUGGGACUUCAGAACUUCACUGUGGGAUAUUGCACACCCAACAUUCUUGCUGCAUCCAUCCCUGAGUUAUGACCAAGCUCAGACAAGAGGAGAGCAAAUCAUUUAUGAGAAGUCAGCCGGCCCGAAGAGACGAUUCGGUGUCCUGGGUGGCAUUGAGACUCUUGUUUUUAGGAUCUAUUUGGAAAAUUGGAGCAAAAUAACAAUGGUUCAGUUUUUAAAAACCUGGAACAUCCAGAUAAUAAUAAAGGCACAGGAAGAAUUGCAUAAAGUUUUAAUAUCUCAUUAGAUGUGACUUUUAAUUGUGAUUCCUUUUCAGUUGUGUUUUAUUUUUGGUAUCGAUUUGUCGGGAAUUAUAUUUCUAAAAUUGCUUAGUUGAAAUAUAAUAAGCAUUAAAUUAAAUUUUAACAUGUAUUUUUUUUUCUGAGAUUAAAGUAAGAUUUUGCUCGACUUUGGCAGGAUUUAAACACGCACAUUUUUAAUCAUAAACCACUUUAUUAUUGUGCCACUUAGCAAAUUGUUUCUAGUCAAUUCUGUCUAUUUGUUUCUGGUUCGUUCAUCAACUCCGCUCGAAUUGUUUAGCAACACAUUGUUCAGCAGAUCAUAACAGGAUGUUCUUGCAAAGACCAGAAACGCCGGGUCAAGUAUCAUAAAGUUCAGAGACUAUUUUCAUUACUGCCAUGAAUUCCCCUUUGGUGAUUCACUCGUUCCCUAUUUUUUAGUACUUUGUGUGAUCAUUGUCACCCAUUAAAGGAAUCUUUAAUAUUCGAUUAAUUAAAGAUUUUUGAGCCCAAAAAAAAAUGUAAAAAAUGGAGAAAGUGUUUAUUAUCUGAAAGGGUGCAGGCUGCAUAUUGACACGUACUCUGUAUUGUACUUGAUAACAGUCUGUAUAUCUGUGCAUUUUUAUUUCUUUUUUUACAUUUAAUAUCAGAUUGUAAACUAUUAAACAAAUGAGCUCAUUAGACAUUUUGUCCAGGAUUCAGAAAAUGUAGCUUUGAACACUGUGUUAGAUAGAAUUUGUAUAUUUACUGCUAGAGAAUUAAAUACUAUAAAACAAUCCUAUAAUAAAUACUGUGUAAUAAUAAUAA